CGGAGUGAGGCAAGUUAGCGCGCCUGGGGUUGCCAAGGUGACACAUAUACAACGCGGCGCCUUAAUAGUGUCGGCACGCUGCUCUAUAGGAUUGCGCCCGUUCAACUGGAACAGCUAGAGGAUGGCAGCGCACAGAUAAGUCAGUCAUUAUUUGCGUGACUACGCGAGAAGUCUCCUCAUGAUACCAUGAAUAGAUAUAAAACAAUUAGCAAAAUAGGUGAAGGCACUUUUUCGGAGGUUUUAAAGACACAAAGUUUACAAGAUGGAAACUUUUAUGCAUGCAAAAAGAUGAAGCAGCAGUUUAAAAGUGCUGAACAAGUUAACAAUCUGCGAGAAGUGCAAGCUCUGAGGCGACUCAGUCCGCAUCCAAACAUCUUAACAUUAUGCGAAGUUAUCUUUGACAGAAAAUCUGGUGGUCUUUCCCUCAUUUGUGAACUUAUGGAUAUGAAUAUCUACGAAUUGAUCAGAGGAAGAAGACACCCAUUGCCUCAAAAUAAACUAAGGCAAUACAUGUACCAGCUGUGCAAGUCCCUGGAACACAUACAUAGAAAUGGAAUCUUUCAUCGAGAUGUGAAACCAGAAAAUAUUUUAAUAAAGCAAGAUGUCCUCAAACUUGGUGAUUUUGGGUCAUGUCGCAGUGUGUUUUCCAAACAGCCUUACACAGAAUACAUUUCCACCCGUUGGUAUCGUGCACCAGAGUGCCUCCUUACAGAUGGGUAUUAUACUUACAAAAUGGAUAUUUGGAGUGCUGGCUGUGUAUUCUUUGAAAUUGCUAGUUUGCAUCCCCUGUUUCCCGGAUCCAAUGAAUUAGACCAGAUCGCAAAAAUUCACGAUGUUAUCGGCACUCCAGAUCAAGCAUUGUUGCAGAAAUUUAAACAGUCACGGUCAAUGAGUUUUGACUUCCCUUCCAAAAAAGGCACAGGAAUAAUACGGCUAUUACCCAACAUGCCUCCUGAUUGCUUAUCCUUGAUGUGUGCGAUGUUAGAAUAUGAUCCUGAUGAAAGGCCUAAUGCAAGUCAAACUCUUCAGCAUCCUUAUUUCACAGAGCACAGAAUACUAGAAAGACCAGCACAGCACCGUAAGAUAAGAAUAACAGAAAAAUCAAACACUUCAGGAUCAAUGAACUACUUUGUGCAGAUUGCCGGACAGGGACGUAGGCAGCAGGCAUUGAGGACAAUAGCACAACCUCCCAUCCAUUACCAUGUACCUGCAUUUCCAGUGGAGCUGCCAAAACUUAAUGUACCUGGAAUAACAAAGCCUGUGCCAAAGUUUCGGUCAGUAUUCCCUACGCCUGGAAAUAAUGGGAAAUUCCCAGUACUGCCAAGUGUGAAGUACAUUGAGACCAAGGUAAAUGCAACAACACUCAACCCUUUCUUCAUAAAUGGCAGCUACGUGACCGGUGCAGAUAGCAGCAAGAGAUUCCCUUUUUAAUCACUUCGGAAGUAGGGCUGUAACAUCCUCUAUUGUUCUUAUGGCACCACUGCAUGUGAAGCUAUACCUAUGAUGUGCUCGAGAAAGGCAGGACUAUAAUGAUAACAUCAUUCAAGUGACAGUUUGAAAAGUUUUGGUUUUUUCCCUCAAAUGCACUUUAAAAUAUAUAUAGUUUGAUAUCCUGACAAGUGAUUUUGUUUUUCCAUCUUUUCCAACUAUGAUAAUUUGUAACUUUUCUAUUAAAAUCUAAACAUGGAAGUAUUA
This is a messenger RNA of Xenopus tropicalis (tropical clawed frog), 1695 nucleotides long. RefSeq names its product MOK protein kinase (gene mok). Gene Ontology annotation, biological process: regulation of cell cycle. Lineage: Eukaryota; Metazoa; Chordata; Amphibia; Anura; Pipidae. Gene Ontology annotation, molecular function: protein serine/threonine kinase activity; transferase activity; protein kinase activity. The record is from RefSeq and is a predicted model, not a curated record. The coding region runs from base 187 to 1431 and encodes 414 amino acids. Gene Ontology annotation, cellular component: cytoplasm; cilium; nucleus. The transcript has 11 exons.